AAUUGUACGUGUAUGGGUUAGGUAACUGGUUUUUAAUCGUUAAAUCAUCAAUUAAAAAAAUAUGAUUGAGCCAAAUCAAGAGAAUAACCAAGGUGGGUUACGUGUGGAUGGUAGGCGGGCGUUAGAAUUACGGCAAAUUCGCAUACGAAUGGGAGUAUUUGGACAAGCCGAUGGCAGCGCAUAUAUAGAACAUGGCAAUACAAAAGUUUUAGCAGCAGUGUAUGGUCCUCAUCAGCCAAGGAACAAUAUAGCAAAAAACACUACAAAAGCUAUUGUAAAUUGCCAAUACAGCAUGGCUGUAUUCAGUUUUACCUCUGGCGAAAGGAAGCGAAGACCAAGAGGAGAUUGGAAAUCACAAGAAAGAUCAAUUCAAUUGCGCCAUGCAAUGGAAGCUAUAAUACAUUUAGAAUUGUAUCCACGUUCUCAGAUUGAUAUCUUUGUAGAGAUUUUACAAGUCGACGGUAGUGAUUAUUGCGCAUCUGUAAACGCAGCAACGCUCGCAUUGAUCGACGCUGGAAUCCCGAUUAAGAAUUACGCUGUAGGCUGUACUGUGGCUCUUAUAAAUACACCAUCAACAGAUGAACAAGACAAAACAUUAGCAGGAGGAGUAUUGGAUGCAAACUUUGUAGAGGAAUACUCACCAGGAGUUACUUUAUCUGUCGUCGCAUUACCUGGAACAAGUGAAGUUGAGUCAAAUGAGAACGGUUUAAUUGUGGUAGCACAUGGGACAGGGCAAAGAUUACACUUAUCACAUUUAGAAGCACUCAAACAACGAGCAUUACAAGGUUGUAAGGAUAUAAGAACUAUAAUGGACCAAUCCGUAAGACAACAUUUAACUGCAAAUAUACUUCCUUCUUUUCUGCAGAAUUCAUUUUAGUAAGAGAAAUAUGACAAAUGUGAAAAAUAUAUUUCACAAUUUUAUAGAUAAUCAUAUACAAUGUAACAUGUUUAACUAUACAAGAUAUUAAUAGAAAAUAAUUUUUC
Molecule: messenger RNA, 984 nt
Organism: Harpegnathos saltator (Jerdon's jumping ant)
Lineage: Eukaryota; Metazoa; Arthropoda; Insecta; Hymenoptera; Formicidae
Gene: Ski6
Product: exosome complex component Ski6
Exons: 3
Coding region: 62-877 (271 amino acids)
Biological process (GO): nuclear mRNA surveillance; poly(A)-dependent snoRNA 3'-end processing; rRNA catabolic process
Cellular component (GO): nucleolus; nuclear exosome (RNase complex); cytoplasmic exosome (RNase complex)
Molecular function (GO): RNA binding
Source: RefSeq, a predicted model, not a curated record